This is a messenger RNA of Meira miltonrushii, 2222 nucleotides long. RefSeq lists its product as uncharacterized. Gene Ontology annotation, molecular function: DNA-binding transcription factor activity, RNA polymerase II-specific; zinc ion binding. Bases 1 to 2100 code for a protein of 699 amino acids. The record is from RefSeq and is a predicted model, not a curated record. Lineage: Eukaryota; Fungi; Basidiomycota; Exobasidiomycetes; Exobasidiales; Brachybasidiaceae. Gene Ontology annotation, biological process: regulation of DNA-templated transcription. The transcript has a single exon.
AUGCCUGUUGACACUUUUUCAUUGAUUACAGAUUCGAUGCCUUUGCCGUCAAUGAUGUCAACAAACGAAUCAAUCUUACCAUCAGAACCCGUUCCAUCAUCACCUCCAUUACUCAAAUUAUCAAAAUUAAAAUUCCAUCCGCUCAAUGUGCGUCAAUUAAUGCCAACAGAAUCAUCAGAACCCUCACGCGAAAAGUUUGUCACUCCUUCACGAUCAACACCUUUCCAUCAGGAAAUUACAUCUUCGGGUAUUCAAAUGAUCGAAACAAUGGUAGACCUACGUACAAACACGUCUUCGCGUACCAGUCGAACAAGAAAAGGAACAGAUGAUUCAUUUGCGUUCGGAAAUGGAGAUCGUGACAAAAUUCAAAUUCAAGCAAUGAACUCCGCAAGAAGAGCUUCAGAUACAAACGCGAUUACCAUGAUUGGAUCACAAAAACAAGAUUCUACCCCACAUCCAUUUCAAAAGAGGCAUCGAUCAGGUUCAUUAAUGGAUGUGAAAGGACUUGACAGCAAUCAUGAAUCAUAUGAGGAGGAUGAUCAAGAGCAUACCCUCAAACAAACAGGCAAACUCUCCUUGGAGGAAAGAGUUCAUGAGCAUGCUUUGGCAGCAGCCGCAGUUGCAAAAUCAUUCCCUUCUAAUGGCAAGCACAGUACAACCUUUGAAAUGAUCGAAUCUAUGGAAGGAGACAACAAACCCGACAAAAUCGUUCGCGUUCACGUCAUUGCAGAUCGUUUCAGCGCCUGCAUUCCUUGUCGUCGUCGUAAAAUUCGUUGUCUGCCAAGCGAUGAGAUGCCAAGACCAAAGACAGGAACAUGCGGGACAUGUUUGAGACGUGGCAAGACAUGUGUAUGGACGGAUGACAGCCAUGGCAAGUCACCAGAUAAGAACAAGGGCAAAAAACAGUCAUUCGAUGACGUCAAAGAGUUUGACAAGCAACACAAACUGUCAAAGAGAAAACGUUCAUCUGUCAAGCAAGAACAGGAAGAAUACCACUUGCAAACAUACUCAAAAGUUCACGGUAUGAAGAACAAGCAGUAUGAUUAUCCUGAUACAGCACAUUUGCUCGAUCCACCCAAAUUCGAGAACGUCAAUUGGGCUGGGAUGCAAUAUCCUCCUUUCUACAACGCAUCAGAGGUGAAUCCGUUUUUAUCACCAACGACAAACAUUCCGCAAUCCACCUUGUUGGCUCUUGAAAAGCAUGGCUAUCCGCAUGGAGGCAAUGCGUUACUUUCGGCCAACUAUAGCGGAAGUCCGAAUUCAACGUUGCAUUCGCCAAGCACUCCAUCAACUUGGGCAACAGCUCCUGUUCUCAAAUCUGAACCUCUUGGUGGUCAGACAGCGCACGACAACCAAAGUAUCGCUCAUCAUUAUCAAUAUCAGGAUCAAAGUCAUUUCGCCGUUCAUAAUUUCGAACGUUCAUACUCAGCAUCGUCUGGGCAGGUCCCAACGAUCGUCACAGGUUUGAUGAAGGAGCACUCAUCAUCUAAUGGCGUCACUGCAAACACUACGCCAGAUUCAAUGCCUUCGUCCUAUUUCUCUCCAACGCUGGACACGCCGAACAGGCCUUCCACCUCGUACAUGUCUUUGCAAGGCCAGAAUGUUCCUCCAUUUGCGAUGCCAGGAAUGGCACGUUCGCAUUCUUUUCACUGUGUGAGCGGGAUGGGACAAAAAGAUUUCCCGGAAGAAGCAUUGAGUGAUCAUGCAAUGAUGAUGCGCGAAAUAUCUUUUGAUUUCAAGGGAUACAGUCAAGAUUCAAACACACCUUAUGACUCCGAAUCAGCCAACGCAAACUUUUUCAUGAAAGACGCGGGACAAGAACAUGGUGUCUGUGAUCCAACGAGUGAUCGACACUACAUUUCCUCUUUCCUUCCACCGUCUCCGCACCACCUGGCAAUUUCAACGUCUGUUGCACAUCUACCGUCAUGCUCCAGCUCUUUGCCCUCUCCAAGUAUUCCAAACGGUAGCGACUCGCAAAUCAUCGGCGGAUCCGAGUACUCUCAUCCUACAAACGAAGUCAACGGCCUCAUUCCGUCCGACAAAACAAACAUGUUUCCACGCACAAUGGAUUGGACCAAUCCUGACAUGCUGCAUUAUUGAUUUCCUUUCUCGUCUUACUCCAUUCUUUUUCUCUCUUCUCACCUCAAUAUAUUUGUGCUUUCACGUUGCGCAUAUGGUCGCUUCGAAAAAAAGCUUUUUUGGUCUUACUUUUACCAGUCUUG